Fraxinus pennsylvanica is the source of this 2691-nucleotide messenger RNA. The record is from the annotation of a GenBank genome assembly. NCBI's taxonomy places the organism in Eukaryota, Viridiplantae, Streptophyta, Magnoliopsida, Lamiales, Oleaceae.
AUGGCGCCGGCGGAAGAUCCGAACAGCACUGGAAGCACCGGUGGCGGAGCCACCAGAGACCAGGCAUCAGUCAAGGUCCCUGCCAAAGACCCUAAAAAGAAGGACGAGAAGAAAGACGAAGAUCUUUCCGAGGAAGAUUUGGCGUUAAAACAACAGUUGGAGUUGUAUGUAGAGAGGGCUCAGGAUUCUGAUCCCGGAUUGCAGAAAGCUGCGCUAGAAAGCAUGAGGCAGGAGAUUCGUACUGCAACAAGUUCUAUGACUUCAGUUCCAAAGCCAUUGAAAUUCUUGCGUCCUCAUUAUGGAACUCUGCAAGCGCAUUAUGAGAAAAUGGCCGAUUCUGAUUUAAAGAAACUCCUAGCUGAUAUACUUUCUGUUUUGGCUUUGACGAUGUCCCCAGAAGGAGAAAGGGCAAGCUUGAAAUAUAGGCUGCUAGGUUCCGAAGGUGAUAUUGGUUCAUGGGGUCACGAGUAUGUCAGGAACUUGGCUGGGGAAAUAUCCCAAGAGUAUGCAAAACGGCAGACUGAGGAAGCCUUAAUUGAUGAUCUAAUGGAGCUGGUGGGGCAGAUUGUUGCUUUCCAUAUGAAGCACAAUGCUGAACCCGAGGCAGUAGAUCUUCUAAUGGAGGUGGAAGACCUUGAUCUGUUAGUGGAGCAUGUAGACAAUGCUAACUAUAAGAGGACAUGCCUAUACCUUACUAGUUCGGCAAAAUACCUUCCUGGACCAGAUGAUAUGUUAGUUUUGGAUAUUGCAUACACAAUUUAUAUGAAAUUUGAAGAGUUUCCUAGAGCAUUGCAGAUUGCUUUGUACCUUGACAACAUGCAGUAUGUAAAGCAGGUUUUCACCUCUUGUAAUGAUCUUCGAAAGAAGCAGCAAUUUUGCUUUAUCCUUGCUCGCCAUGGGAUUACGUUUGAACUUGAUGAUGAAAUGUCCCCAGAAGAUGAAGAAAGGGAGUCUCUGCAAGAAAUCAUCAAUAAUACGAAACUGAGUGAAGGGUAUCUUACACUUGCUCGUGAUAUAGAGGUCAUGGAGCCCAAAUCUCCUGAGGAUAUUUACAAGGCACAUUUACUUGAUGGCCGAGCUAGUGGUGGGGGAAGUGUUGAUUCUGCUAGACAGAACUUGGCAGGAACAUUUGUUAAUGCAUUUGUAAAUGCUGGCUUCGGUCAGGAUAAGUUGAUGACAGUUCCAUCAGAGGUAUCAAGCGGCGGUUCUUCAACAAGCUGGCUUUUCAAAAAUAAGGAUCAUGGAAAGGCCAGUGCUGCAGCAAGUCUGGGUAUGAUUCUGCUUUGGGAUGUUGAUUCUGGACUUGCACAACUCGACAAAUAUUUCCACAGUACUGACACGCACGUCGUUGCGGGCGCAUUACUAGGAGUCGGGAUCGUAAAUUGUGGUAUCAAGAAUGACUGUGAUCCAGCAUUGGCACUUUUAGCGGAUUAUAUAGACAAAGAAGAUUCUUCAAUUAGAAUAGGUGCAAUAAUGGGCCUAGGACUUGCAUAUGCUGGGUCUCAAAAUGAACAGAUUCGAAGUAAAUUAACCCCCAUACUUGGAGAUGCAAAGUCAUCACUUGAUGUGAUUGCAUUUACUGCAAUCUCUCUAGGCUUGGUAUAUGUAGGUUCUUGUAAUGAAGAGGUAGCCCAGGCAAUUAUAUUUGUAUUGAUGGACAGAAGCGAGUCAGAGUUGGGGGAGGCCCUCGCCCGUCUCUUGCCUCUGGGUCUUGGUCUUUUGUAUCUUGGGAAGCAGGAAAGUGUGGAGGCAACAGCUGAGGUUUCAAAGACAUUUAAUGAGAAAAUUAGAAAACAUUGUGACAUGACCCUGCUUUCAUGUGCCUAUGCUGGGACUGGAAACGUUCUCAAGGUACAACACUUCCUUGGUCAGUGUGCACAGCAUCUUGAGAAGGGAGAAACAUACCAGGGACCUGCUGUACUUGGAAUUGCUAUGGUAGCAAUGGCUGAGGAACUAGGGCUUGAGAUGGCUAUUCGCUCAUUGGAGCAUCUUUUGCAGUAUGGGGAGCAGAACAUUAGAAGGGCAGUUCCUCUGGCUCUGGGUCUCCUCUGCAUUUCAAACCCAAAGGUCAACGUCAUGGACACAUUAAGCAGGCUUAGCCAUGAUGCUGACACAGAAGUUGCAAUGGCAGCCAUUGUGUCUUUGGGUUUGAUAGGAGCCGGAACUAACAAUGCGAGAAUAGCUGGAAUGCUUAGGAAUCUAUCAAGUUAUUACUACAAAGAUGCCAGCCUUCUUUUCUGUGUACGGAUUGGUCAAGGUCUUGUCCAUCUUGGCAAAGGGUUGUUGACCCUUUCUCCAUAUCAUUCUGAAAGAUUUUUACUAUCCCCGACUGCACUGGCUGGACUCGUGACUUUGCUGCACGCAUGUCUUGAUAUGAAGGCUAUUGUCUUGGGGAAGUACCAUUAUGUUCUAUACUUCCUUGUUCUUGCUAUGCAGCCAAGGAUGCUGAUGACUGUGGAUGAAAACCUGAAACCUCUGUCGGUACCUGUACGUGUGGGCCAAGCUGUUGAUGUUGUGGGUCAAGCUGGUCGCCCCAAGACUAUUACAGGUUUCCAGACCCACUCGACUCCCGUUCUUCUGUCUGCUGGUGACAGAGCAGAGCUAGCAACUGAGAAAUAUGUUCCUCUGUCUCCCAUUCUUGAGGGUUUCGUCAUCCUUAAAGAGAAUCCAGAAUACAGAGAGGAUAAUUGA